Messenger RNA from Parathielavia appendiculata, 1694 nucleotides. RefSeq names its product NAD(P)-binding protein. The record is from RefSeq and is a predicted model, not a curated record. Gene Ontology annotation, molecular function: nucleotide binding. The coding region runs from base 357 to 1472 and encodes 371 amino acids. NCBI's taxonomy places the organism in Eukaryota, Fungi, Ascomycota, Sordariomycetes, Sordariales, Chaetomiaceae. The transcript is spliced from 2 exons.
GGUUGGGGUCCGGGUUUGGGCACAGAAUCUGUAGCAACUCCAGGAUCUAAAUAUAUCGAUGAACUCAAACACUACUGUCGCCAAGGCUUCGCUGACAUCGAGCUUCGCGGAGCCCCUUAACCCCUAAAUCUCGUCGAAGAUGAGACGUCAUCUGAAGCGGGGCAUUUGUGGAAAAUAUGGCCCACCAAACACGAGAUGCUCCUCUCUUACCCCGCAGGACCAAGAGAAACCUGACUCGGUCAUCUCAAGCUUCAUCUUAUUAAUACCCUGGGUGAUAUCCCUCGAGUGUACAGGAAACCAAUCUCAGCAACGGCAGCCGACAACGCACCCGGUAUUCGCCAUCAACCACCUCAAACAUGGCCUCCCGAAAGCAAUUCAAUGUCGGCAUCGUAGGCUACGGCCUCUCCGCCAAAGUCUUCCACAUCCCCUUCAUCGCCCUCACACCCUCCCUCAACCUGCACUCUAUCCUGCAACGCAACCCCUCCCAAGGCAACUCGGCCCCGGCAGACCACCCCAACGUGACGCACCACACCGCCCUUGAGCCCUUCCUCGCCGACCCGGCCCUCGACAUCGUCGUCCUCUGCACCCCGCCCAACACGCACUACCCUUUCGCGCGCGCCGCCCUCGAGGCGGGCAAGCACGUGCUCGUCGAGAAGCCGUUCGUCCCCACCUCGGCCGAGGCCGACGCCCUUGCCGAGUUGGCGCGCGCCAAAGGGCGCGUGUUGUGUGUGUACCAGAACCGGAGGUGGGAUUCGGAUUUCCUGACGGUGCGCAAACUGAUUGCCGACGGCACGCUCGGGAGGGUCGUCGAGUUGGAGACGCACUUUGAUCGGCUGCGGAUUCAGCCUCCGGUUGGCAGCUGGAAGGCUGGGAUGGGCAUGAAGGAGGGUGGCGGGGCGUUGUUUGAUUUGGGAACGCACCUGUUGGAUCAGGUAUUUGUUUUGUUUGGCAUGCCGAGUGGUGUGUAUGCGAAGUUUGUGAGGCAGCGCGAGGGGAGGUUGGUUAAGGGACAAGGGGAGGCGCUGGAUGAGCCGGACAGUGUUACCCUGGUGUUAAGUUAUGAGGAGACUGGCGUGGUGGUGUAUGUGAGGAUUGGCGUCGUGAGUGUGGAGUCGAAGCAGGUGAGGUUCUGGGUCAGGGGAAGCAAGGGGAGCUAUCACAAGACGGGGCUGGAUCCGCAGGAGGAUCAGCUUAGGGUCGGUGGCAAAGCGACGGAUGCGCAGUUUGGGAGGGAGGAUGAGUCGAGGUUUGGGCGCUUGUCACUUCUGGGGGAAAACGGGUCGGUUGAGGACCACGUCUGCCCAACUGUCGAACCAGAGACGUACCUCAAGUUCUACGAGCUGUUUGCCAAGGCGGUCGAGAACGGAAAGGAGGAGGACAUCCCUGUGCCGGCGACGCAGGCCGCCCAGGUACUGAGGAUUAUUGAGGCCGCCAGAGAGAGUGCAAAGACAGGGAGGGAGGUGGCGCCCUGAUUAAUGGGAGCAACUGAAGUCUAAUAUGAAUACUGAUACCAAGGUAUAUUCAAGUCUGGCAACCAGCUGUAGGGAGCAACAUUACUUCGUUGUUGAGUAAUAAGCCAGGAUAAUCAUACCUACCCGGGUCUGAGCCAUCCAGACGCUCGGCGUCUUGCAACCCGGUGCCCGCGUCUAGCUUUCUGGCUUUUUAGUAGGUGCAUGAUAUACUGACACUCGCUC